Messenger RNA from Gastrolobium bilobum, 1479 nucleotides. Its product is annotated as glycerol-3-phosphate acyltransferase 5-like. Gene Ontology annotation, molecular function: glycerol-3-phosphate 2-O-acyltransferase activity; phosphatase activity. Bases 1 to 1479 code for a protein of 492 amino acids. NCBI's taxonomy places the organism in Eukaryota, Viridiplantae, Streptophyta, Magnoliopsida, Fabales, Fabaceae. The record is from RefSeq and is a predicted model, not a curated record. Gene Ontology annotation, cellular component: membrane. The transcript is spliced from 2 exons. Gene Ontology annotation, biological process: cutin biosynthetic process.
AUGGAGUCCGUUGUUUCUGAGCUAGAAGGCACACUUCUGAAGGAUUCAGAUACAUUCUCGUACUUCAUGCUAGUUGCUUUUGAAGCAUCCGGUUUGAUACGUUUCGCGUUGCUGUUAAUUCUAUGGCCCGUGAUUCGGUUGAUGGACAAGGUUGGUUAUGGAGAUGCUGCGUUCAAGAUGAUGAUGUUUGUGGCCGUAGCAGGGGUUUCUGAGUCUGAGGUUGAAUCGGUGGCCAGGGCAGUUUUGCCAAAGUUCUUCAUGGAUGAUCUUGAUAUGGAUGCGUGGAAGGUGUUUAACUCAAAGGAAAAGAGGAUUGUGGUCACCAAGAUGCCAAGGAUCAUGGUGGAGAGAUUUGUGAAGGAGCAUUUACGUGCUGAUGAGGUGAUUGGGAAUGAGUUAUCUAUCAAUAGGUUCGGGCUCGCCACAGGGCUUGUUAAAGGUGACUCAAAUAUAGAUAGCAUUUCUAAAAGGGUUGCUAAGCUUUUCAACAAAGAUGCACCACCCACUUUGGGUUUGGGAAAGCCUGCUUCAACCUAUAAUUCCAGUUCCUUCAUGCAGCUAUGCAAGGAACAAAUGGACCCACCAUUCAAGACAAGCGAAAACUCCGACCACCAGAUGCUCCGCCCGCAUCCGGUUAUCUUCCACGACGGCCGCCUGGUGAAGAGACCAACACCUUCAACCGCCCUGCUAAUCCUCCUAUGGAUGCCAUUAGGCCUUUUGCUUGCCAUAAUCCGCAUCAUAGUGGGUUGUGUUUUACCAUUUUGGGCCGUCUCUUACAUGUCAAAGCUAUUCGGUGUUAAGAUCAUCGUGAAGGGAAGAUCACCUCCACCACCUGUCUCCGGUGAGAACUCCGGCGUGCUAUUCGUGUGCACUCACCGUGCUCUCAUGGACCCCGUCAUUCUCUCCUCCGUUCUUCACCGUCGAAUUCCGGCAGUCACGUACUCCAUUUCCCGGUUAACCGAGAUCAUCUCGCCGAUCCCCACAGUGAGGUUAACAAGGAUGCGACACUUGGACGCAGAAAAAAUCAAAAGUGAAUUAUCAAGAGGCGAUUUGGCAGUGUGCCCUGAAGGAACAACUUGUCGUGAACCUUUCCUUCUAAGGUUCAGUGCACUCUUCGCUGAACUAACUGACCGGAUAGUACCGGUGGCAAUGAACUAUAGGGUAGGGUUCUUCCAUGCAACAACUGCUCGGGGUUGGAAGGGUUUGGACCCGGUUUUCUUCUUCAUGAACCCAAGUCCGGUUUAUGAGGUUACUUUCUUGAACCAGUUGCCUGUUGAAGCAACGUGCUCGUCGGGGAAAAGCCCUCACGAUGUGGCCAACUACGUGCAGAGGUUAUUGGCUGCGACGCUAGGGUUUGAGUGCACCAACUUUACAAGGAAAGAUAAGUAUAAGGUAUUGGCUGGGAAUGAUGGCACUGUGUCUUGUAAAACUUCAUUGGUUGAUCGGAUAAUGAAGGUGGUGAGCACUUUACAAUACUGA